AAACGAGGAAAUUGAAUCACUUAAAUACCCGAACGUAUGGAUCGGAGUCAUGACAUCGAGUCAGUUGCCCGUCAAUGGUGUGAAACCGUUUGAGAUGUGUGGCCAACAAUUGGUGGCCUUCAGGGGUGCGACGGGUGCUGUGCACGUGUUGUCCGCCUACUGUCCACAUUUGGGCGCAAAUCUCGGUGUCGGCGGACAUGUGGUGACUGAGUCAGAGUCGGGCGACGACUGUAUUCAGUGUCCAUUCCAUGGCUGGAGGUUUGGCGGAGACGGACAGUGCAAACGCAUACCUAAAAUCGAAAAUCUAGAACAUUUUGGCUACGUACAUCACGUACUGAUACCAAACGUGCUAACUUUGGAUUUUGAGUUUGACACCGAUUAUGGUGAUGGACCGGUACCCAUAAUUACAGGUAUUACUACCCUGAAACUAUUUGGCCGCAAAUUGUUGCGCAUGCGCACCACUUCGCGUAAAGAGUCGCCCGUUCAGGAGAUGGUGUCGUUUGGCUAUAUCCACGUCAAUGCAGUACAGGUGCCGCUCAGCCACGACCGGACAUUUAUCAUUAUUGGCCUGUAUGGGAGCCGGUGCCGGAGCCGUAAUAGCCGGUUGAGAGCCGGGGCCGUUCAGAGCCGCUGCCGGUUCAGAGCCGCGGCUCUGGCUCUACCGGCUCUGAAGCCGGAGCCGGUGUCGCGGCUCCGGCUCCAACAUUUCAAUCACUACAAAGUACAGUAUAGUAAAAAGUAA
This is a messenger RNA of Medioppia subpectinata, 742 nucleotides long. The record is from the annotation of a GenBank genome assembly. NCBI's taxonomy places the organism in Eukaryota, Metazoa, Arthropoda, Arachnida, Sarcoptiformes, Oppiidae.